Messenger RNA from Phoenix dactylifera (date palm), 1023 nucleotides. Its product is annotated as sm-like protein LSM4. NCBI's taxonomy places the organism in Eukaryota, Viridiplantae, Streptophyta, Magnoliopsida, Arecales, Arecaceae. Gene Ontology annotation, biological process: nuclear-transcribed mRNA catabolic process; mRNA splicing, via spliceosome. The record is from RefSeq and is a predicted model, not a curated record. Gene Ontology annotation, molecular function: RNA binding.
UGGAAGGCUCUAGUGUUUAAAUACUUUCUUCCAGACCUCGCUAGAGUAAUUUUUCUUCGCCUACCGCUCGUGUUAUAAUUAGGGCUUGAGAAUUUUCGUUCCCAGAACCAUAAAUUGAGGGUUCGUACCCAAUCUUUUUUCGUUGAUUCUUGAGUUCUGAACCUCCGGAAUCGACCCCUUCGAUCCCUGCUCCCCGGGAGCCGGAUUUGGGCAGUGGUUGACUUCUUUGUCUCUCUUCUAACCCGUGUUCUUGAUUGCAGGCUUCUUAACUUGGCUGAAGAUGCUUCCGCUAUCGCUCCUGAAGACGGCUCAAGGGCAUCCCAUGCUGGUGGAGCUGAAGAAUGGGGAGACGUACAAUGGGCAUUUGGUGAACUGUGAUACCUGGAUGAACAUUCACCUUCGUGAGGUCAUUUGUACUUCGAAGGAUGGAGAUAGGUUUUGGAGAAUGCCUGAAUGCUACAUUCGAGGGAACACCAUUAAGUAUCUUCGAGUUCCUGAUGAGGUAAUUGACAAGGUUCAAGAAGAAACUACCAAGAGCCGUUCAGACAGGAAGCCACCUGGUGUUGGCCGUGGAAGGGGAAGAGGUAGAGAGGAGGGUGGCAGUGGUAGGCCUGCCAAAGGCAUUGGACGGGGCCAGGACGAUGGUGGCAAAGGAGGUCGUGGCAAGGGAGGAAGCAGCGGUAAAGUUGGUGGUGGCAGGGGCGGAGGGCGUGGCCGUGGCUGAUACAGGUCAAGUAAAUAAAAUGUCGCUUUUAAAGGCUUUUCUUUUCUGUUGCAUGGUUCAACCUCAAUGUGAAGAAUGAAUCAGUUGAUGUAACUUGUAAGAUUGCUUCACCUGUGUUCUGGGCCUAGUGCAUUACAGGUGCAUGAUAUCAUUUGAUGUGUGAGGAAUCUUUAGAGGAUCUAUUUACUUGUAGGAAGACUGAAGGAGACUAUUCUCGUGUUCUUGCUUGUUCCAUGAUUUGCUUUUCUAUGAACACAGAUCAGUUGGAAUAUAUGACAGUUUCAGUGCUUUCCUUCCCC